AUGGGUACAAGCGGCUCCAGGCGCGAGACACUAAUAGUUGGCUUCCUGUGCGCAGCGUGGUAUAUGUUAAGUUCAGCCAGUAAUGUCGUGGGCAAACUGGCAUUAACAGAGCUACCAUUUCCACUAACUAUGACAGCGGUACAGCUGUGUGCAGCGGCCUCGCUGAGUGUACCCGCGCUAGCCCUGUGUGGAGUACGUUCGACGCGAUGGCCGACGAACUAUUGGACCCGUGUCUUAGUACCCUUGGCGAUCGCCAAACUUCUUACCACACUGUGCUCGCAAGUUUCCAUUUGGAAAGUGCCAGUCUCCUAUGCCCACACAGUGAAAGCGACGACUCCUCUCUGGACGGCGGGGCUGGCUCGCGUACUGUUUGGGGAGCGCGUGUCUCGCGGCGUGGCGGGCGCGCUGCUCGUGAUCGCGGGCGGGGUCGCGCUCGCCUCGCUCACCGAGCUGCAGUUCGAUGCGCUGGGGCUGGGAGCCGCGCUCACGUCCGCCGCGCUGUUGGCGCUGCAGCAUCUGUAUUCGAAGCGCGCGCUGCAGGACUCCGGCGUGCACCACUUGCGACUGCUGGCGACGUUGUCGGGUCUGGCGCUGGUGCCGAUGGCUCCGUUGUGGUUGGUGCGGGACGCCGGCGCCGUACUGCGCGCCCAGGUGGCGUGGAACCGCGCGGGCCCGCUGCUGCUGGCGGACGGGGUGCUGGCGUGGCUGCAGGCGGUGGCUGCGUUCUCGGUGUUGUCGCGAGUGUCGCCGCUGACGUACUCAGUGGCGUCGGCUGCGAAGCGCGCCGUGGUGGUGGGCGCGUCGCUGGUGGUGCUGAGGAACCCGGCGCCGCCGCUGAACGUGGUGGGCAUGUCGGUGGCAGUGCUGGGUGUGCUGGCUUAUGACCGAGCCCGAGCGGCCGCCCGCCGCGCCCCCCGCCCCGCGCUGCCAGUCUGACAUUCGAUCACUUUAAUGUUCGAACGCUGUUUCUCAUGUC
Molecule: messenger RNA, 976 nt
Organism: Bombyx mori (domestic silkworm)
Lineage: Eukaryota; Metazoa; Arthropoda; Insecta; Lepidoptera; Bombycidae
Gene: TPT
Product: triose-phosphate transporter-like protein
Exons: 2
Coding region: 1-936 (311 amino acids)
Cellular component (GO): Golgi apparatus
Molecular function (GO): antiporter activity
Source: RefSeq, marked provisional